AUGCAAUCGACAGACCAGUUGGAUGGAUGCUCUUACCAAGCGGAUCAACCACACGAACUGCCACAACCCCCGUCCAGCAGCGCAGGUUCCCAAAGGGACCCAAGCCACAACCCACCACGAUGCGUGCCAGACGGGGGGUCUCUCUCCAAACCGGGUGCACCGAAAACACAAAUGCAGAUUCCCAUACGGGACCCAAAGCCACAACCCACCACCUACGAUGUGAUUCGGAAACACGACACCCCAAAUCCCCCGAAAAAACCAAUCCCGGAGACCAAACUCCCACCACCAAUUGCAGUAUCACAUGUCCCAAAAAGGGGACCCCAAGCCGCACCCACCUGCGAGCACUGCAAAAAACGAAACCCCGUCACGGUAAUGCAAACUUUGGCCUCGAUUCAGAAACACUGCUCAAGAACCACGAACCCGUUGCCGUAG
Aspergillus wentii DTO 134E9 is the source of this 432-nucleotide messenger RNA. RefSeq lists its product as uncharacterized. The record is from RefSeq and is a predicted model, not a curated record. The coding region runs from base 1 to 432 and encodes 143 amino acids. NCBI's taxonomy places the organism in Eukaryota, Fungi, Ascomycota, Eurotiomycetes, Eurotiales, Aspergillaceae. The transcript has a single exon.